Molecule: messenger RNA, 924 nt
Organism: Durusdinium trenchii
Lineage: Eukaryota; Dinophyceae; Suessiales; Symbiodiniaceae
Source: the annotation of a GenBank genome assembly
AUGAGAGAGAUGCGUGAGUUGUACUUGAGCCUCCCGGGCGGUCUUGGCAUUCUGGUGGACAAAGAACGUGAGGCCUACAAGCAGGGCAUUAAGCAUCGAACAAGGGAUGCAAACUUGCUUCAACUAGAGAGGAGCUAUCCUUCAAGCUUCAGUUGGCUGUAUGAAAGGCCCCAAUGCCUGGACUAUGUCCAUCAUCAGGGAACUUGUGGCGCUUGCUACAUGUUUGCAGCCCUUGACUCUCUCUCUGAUCGGCACUGCAUCGAUACGACGAAUGCCUCACAGUUGGGGAAGGUCGAACAUUUGUCGGUUCAGAUGGCCUUGCUUUGUGAACCUCUAGGCAGACAAUGCUCUGGUGGGUGGGCAGAUGUAGGCUUCAACUACUCUGUGUACUUUGGCCUUCAACCGUCGUCUGUUUGGCCCUAUGAACGCAGCUGCCUCUCCGACUCCGAGUGCCAAUUUGGAAAGCAAUGCUUCUCGCCUUCAAGCUAUGCCUGCCCCGACUUCUUCACUCAGGAGGAGCUGGAUGAGGUAGCUACCUUCAGCGAUGCCCUGCGGGUCACGAAGCAAAAGUGCGAGACGUCGCAUUUAGUUGAUCCGGACAAUUGCAAGGUUUGGGCAGAGAUGAUGUUUGCCUUCUCACCAACCAUGGUCUUUAUGCCGGAAAGUUGCUUUUGCGAUGAACUCGUAGAUGAUUGGGCCAAGUUUGCAGUGCAACCGGCCAGCACUAGCCACGGCCACAGCAGUGGCAUGGUCUUGAUGCAGGAGCACAAAGCGGACCAGCAUGCCGGUCAGGAAGAAGAAGAAGGGUUCAACUUCUUCACAUGGCUAUACAACCUCUUUGCCGGUGGUUCGGAGGAGAAGUCGGUGAAAGUAGAGGAAGCUGAAUCUUGGGACUCGGAGAUCCCAGGAGGUGGUUGGAGUUCC